Molecule: messenger RNA, 3659 nt
Organism: Leptidea sinapis
Lineage: Eukaryota; Metazoa; Arthropoda; Insecta; Lepidoptera; Pieridae
Gene: Mocs2B
Product: molybdopterin synthase catalytic subunit
Exons: 3
Coding region: 142-597 (151 amino acids)
Biological process (GO): Mo-molybdopterin cofactor biosynthetic process
Cellular component (GO): cytosol
Molecular function (GO): molybdopterin synthase activity
Source: RefSeq, a predicted model, not a curated record
GGUAUUAAGAACAAUAUUUUACUAGCAAAGAAUGAAGAGGUGUGUUCAGACACCAGGGAUAUAGAAGUCACAGAGUUUGAUAGCAUUGCAGUGAUUCCACCAUUGAGUGGGGGAUAACUUGGUCUAACUUAAUUCCUAAAGAUGGAUCAUUUAAAACUGACUAUAGAUAAAUUAUCUAUAGAAGCAAUAAGUGAAUUGGUGAUAAAUGAUAGUUGUGGUGCUGUGUCACUAUUUGUUGGCACAACAAGAGAUAAUUUUGAGGGUAAAAAGGUAGUAAGAUUAGAAUAUGAAGCUUAUGAACCAAUGGCCUUGAAGUCGAUGAAGAGUAUCUGUGAUGAGAUGAGGAACAAAUGGUCCACUUUACAUGGAAUAGCUAUUUAUCAUAGAUUGGGCAAUGUCCCGUGCGGUGAGGCAUCCAUAGUGAUAGCUGUGAGCAGUCCACAUCGCAGGGAGUCCCUGGACGCCGUAGCGUUCUGCAUCGACACCUUCAAGGGCAACGUGCCCGUCUGGAAGAAAGAGGUUUACGAAGGGAGCGAGCCCGUCUGGAAGGAGAAUGUGGAAUGUGCGUGGUCUUCCAAACGAACACAGAGAGUCUAAUACAUUGUGUAUUGGAGUCCUUUAGUGAUGGGCAAUAAAUAAUGCACAUCGGUUGUUAUAAAGAGAUAUUCCGCCAGUUUCAGAUUUAUAGAGUGCUGUCUGUUUCUUUCACUCCAUCAUGACCUUUUGACACUAUCUGUGGUUUUGUCCUGGACACCAGUGGGAUGCUCUUUUGCACCGAAUGUCGGCUAGAUUUUGAGUACCACAACGGCGCCUAUUUCUGCCGUGAAGCAGUAAUGUGUAAAUAUUAUAUGUGUUUCGGUCUGAAGGGCGCCGUAGCUAGUGGAAUUUCUGGGCAAAUGAGACUUGACAUCUUAUGUCUCAAGGUGACGAGCGCAGUUGUAGUGCCGCUCAGAAUUUUUAGGGUUUUUCAAUAAUCCUGAGCAGCACUGCAUUGUAAUGGGCAGGGCGUAUCAAUAACCGUCAGCUGAACGUCCUGCUCGUCUCGUCCCUGAUUUUCAUUUAAAAAAAAAUUGUCGCACUACAUGGAUAUAGAUCUUUACAGAGCUGGUUGUCUCUUUAGCCUAUCUAUAUCUAGUUCGUGGUAUGUUACUGGUUAGGACAUCUGGUGCUCAGAUAAUAUUGUCACUUGUCAUCUACACGGUAUCAGGCAUUUCCAUGUUAUUUAUGCAACUUUUGUGCAAUAAGGGGUAUUAAAACAUGAACGUGGGUUGAUAAUAUCACAUGAGUGUUUUAAUACAUAAUUAUCAACAGUUCCAUACAAGACUAUCGACACCCAUAAUAUUAAUCCUCUAUAAAAGAUUCUGAAACAGUUAGCUUACUGCUCACACAAAAAAAAGCCAGUCCUAGUAACCAUUACAUCAUCCAAACGAGUGUUGUAAUGUUGUACUGAAUUUCAUUACAACACUCGUUUGGAUGAUGUAAUGGUAAUUAGGACAUUGGGUGUUUUAAUGUUGGCAAUAAGCUUACUGUUUUAGAAUCUUUAAUAGAGGAUUUAAAGCAUGAGUGUAGAUAAUAGUUAUUUAUGCAACUAUUGUGUAAAUAAGGGGUAUUAAAACACGAAUGUGGAUUUAUCUCACGAGGCGAAGCCGAGUGUGAUAAUAGUAUCACAUGAGUGUUUUAAUACCUAAUUAUCAACAGUUGCAUACAAGACUAUCUACACCCAGAAUAUGAAUCCUCUAAAAGAUUCUGGAACAGUUAGCUUACUGCUAACAUUAAAAUACCAGUCCUAGUAGUAACCUUAUAUCAUUCGUUACUGAUUAUAUACAAAUAAAAUAAGUAUUAAUGAAACAAUUAUUUAUUUUAGUAGUAAUUUACAUUUUGUAUAGUGCAAUAAUUAAAAUUCACUCGAAUAUGAUGUUAUUUUGCAGCGUUUAAAAUGAAUCGCUCAUUUUUUGUAAACAAAACAAUAAAAAUAUCGAAGAAAAAUGGCGGGGAUUCGAAUAACCUACUUUUUUUUUACGGCGCGCGACGUUCUGGGAGUGUGGAGCGCGCGUAAACGAAAAUGUUCUUUUUUUGAAAUUCAUACAGAUAUCACGCAUUGAGAAAUAAGAAUGUGGCUGUAUGUUGAAACUCUUUGCGCAUGAAGGGAUUAAAAAAAACAUAGGAGUGUUGUUAUGAAAUUCAGUACAACAUUACAACACUCUUUUGAGUGAUGUAAUGGUUAUUAGAACAUUGGGUGUUUUAAUGUUGGCAAUAAGCUUACUGUUUUAGAAUCUUUAAUAGAGGAUUUAAAGCAUGGGUGUAGAUAAAAUGAAUUAUGCAUUAUUUAUUUCUGGUAAUUAAGUGCAACUAUUUAUACUUCAUUAAAUGUUUAUUAGAGAGUCUUACUUCAACAUUAUUCAAACAUCUUCCUCAUGUUUGGAUGACUGAUAUUGUUGGCAGAUAUAUUGAACUACCCUAUUUCACUGUUUCUUUAUCGUCAUACGUAAAAAUAUCGGGGAAAUUCAGAAAACCCUGCUAGACAUCCCGUUAAGUAUAACAUAAAAGUUAUUGUGUAAGUUGAAAUUGAUUGUGUCUAAGUUUUAUUUCUCAAGACGAUUUAUUAUUAAAAUUACAGUGGUCACUAUCUUAUCAAUAGAGUAUUAUAGGGUCGUUAAAUAACAUUUUGGUCUCCAAAUAUUUCUCAACUAUUAACAAUUGAUAACCAGUACUCAAUAUCAUUCACCUUGUAGAUUGGGGUCACAUAUACCAUUCAAUCUUACACAAUCAAAACAGAACAAAAUACAUACAUACAUAAACUCACACCUUGUUCCCGUCGGGGUAGGCAGAGACAAUAGAAUGCCAGACCAAAAUAAGACAAUACAAUAUUUUAAAUGCAUUGUGACUUACAAAACUAUAAAGUAUAUAUUAUGUUGUAAGUUAGUUUUUACUAUAUUAUUUUACUUGUGCAAUGGUUGUCCUAGUUUAAGUGCCUAUUUAAUUUAUAAGCAUGUGAUUUUUUGAACAAAAUGCAUAUCAUGGUGUAGGUUUUUUUUUAUUUGAUACAUUGCUGUGUCCUCUCUUUUUGUGCACAGCAAUAUAAAAUAGUUUGUUAUACAGCUUGUUGUGAAUAUGUAGCGUAGAGAAAAGUUCCUUUUCAAAUGAGAAUUAUAAAUAUAUAUAUUUUUAUUACAUUGGUUAAAACCAAGUGUUGUUUACUAUGUAUUAAAACAAUAAGUAUACUUAUUAGGUCGAAAUAUUAAAAAAACACAUUGAUUACUUGUGUCAUACUGAUUGUUGCUAUAAGGCCAAAUAUUAUAUAUAUUUAUUAAUAUGUUUAUAAAAUAUUUUUUUAUGACUACUCUCGCAUUAUUUCAGUAUGAAUAUGUAUUUGCUGAGAUCAUUGUAAAAAACAGUUUGAGCAGUCUACUUCAGUAAUAAUUCAAUGUCUUGUUUUAAAUUUUAUGGAUUGAGAAGUUGCCAAUAAAAAAUAAAAUAAUCCUCAAGACUUCCAUUUUUAAAUUUCGUAAUUGCUUUUCUAUAGCUUUUAUUAUAAGUGGCCAGUUCCAGAAACUCUCAGUAUGCUUCACAUAUACAAAAUUUAUUAUCUUGUUAUUUUUAAGAUUGUUACGUAGCCUGUUAAGUGUUGAAAGUACAUAAAUAAAAAUAUUUUCAUUGAA